UAUUGUUUUUCAUAAAAAAAAAAAUACAAGAAAAAAAUUAAAUACACGUUUUAAAUUCUCUAUGUAUAAAACUUCAUGAGCACUGGCAUUGUUUUGGCGCUGUGGAUGACAGUGCUUUUAUUGUUGUAUAAAUCAGUUAAAUCAGAUUUUGAAAAUGACUUUCUACACGAGCAUAAUAAAUACCGGGCUGAACACGGCUGUCCCAGCCUCCUGCUAGAUACCACAUUAAGCGAGGAGUGUAAAAAGUAUGCUGAACUGCUUGUCGAAAAAGAUAGCCUAGAUCACUCAAAUGGUGACUAUGGUGAAAAUCUCUGUUAUACGACAAAAAUCCACUGACAUGUGUGAAAA
Drosophila virilis is the source of this 348-nucleotide messenger RNA. RefSeq names its product Golgi-associated plant pathogenesis-related protein 1-like. NCBI's taxonomy places the organism in Eukaryota, Metazoa, Arthropoda, Insecta, Diptera, Drosophilidae. The record is from RefSeq and is a predicted model, not a curated record.